Messenger RNA from Mizuhopecten yessoensis (Yesso scallop), 903 nucleotides. Its product is annotated as protein UXT homolog. NCBI's taxonomy places the organism in Eukaryota, Metazoa, Mollusca, Bivalvia, Pectinida, Pectinidae. The record is from RefSeq and is a predicted model, not a curated record. Gene Ontology annotation, molecular function: transcription corepressor activity. Bases 35 to 502 code for a protein of 155 amino acids. Gene Ontology annotation, biological process: negative regulation of transcription by RNA polymerase II. The transcript is spliced from 5 exons.
CAGGUGCGCGCGUUCUAACAUACAAAGAGGAAACAUGAGCGACACUAUUCCGGAGAAAGUGUUAGCCUAUGAAUCCUUUCUAAACGAAACACUAAGAGAGGAUUUGAGAAAACUGUUGGAGCAGCAGGAUAAACUGUAUGGGCAGAUUGCAGAAUAUUUACAGUUGAAGACAGUUAUAGAAAGAAUUAAGGAUGCAGAUUAUACCAAAGAUGAACUAAAGACAAAAGUUGAUAUUGGGUGUAACUUUUACGUACAAGCAAAUGUACCAGAUGCCUCAAGGAUAUAUGUCAGUGUGGGCUUUGGGUUUUUCGUGGAGUUUAAGAUGGAAGAAGCCCUCAGAUUUAUUGGUAAAAAGACAGCCAGGUUGAAUGAACAAGUUGAGAAGACCAGCAAAGAUGUUGCCAAAGUGAAAGCUCACAUCAAACUUGUCAUGGAAGGACUCCGGGAAAUGCAGGGAAUUAGUGCAAACUCUAAAAAGCCAUUCCGGGAUAUCUUAAGCUGACCCAUCUUAUCAGCUUUGUGAUGGAACACAAACUUGCAGCCCUAUUGGGAUGAACAGUGUUGAAUUUAUUGUUUUAGUUCAACUUUGUUUUAACAGAACUGUUUCGAUUUCUGUAUCUAUACCGAAUGUCGCUGUUAAGGAAAUGGUAUCAUGACAUAAAAGUGCUUCGCAGAGAGAAGGUGAUGAUUACUUAUUGAAUGGGCAAUUUAAAUAAUGUCUUGAUUCAAUGGAACUGUGUCACAUGCAUAUUACCAGGAACAGUGUUUGAACAUUAUCCAGACUACAUCAUCGACACAGUUGGAUGGUAAUUGGUUGAAAAUUGACUGUUUGGUUUCAAAGAAAGUUUGAGCUCACAUGCAUAUGAAAUGAAGGUAGCAGGGCAAACCUUGGUGAGCCAGAGA